Erpetoichthys calabaricus (reedfish) is the source of this 3969-nucleotide messenger RNA. Its product is annotated as gastrula zinc finger protein XlCGF26.1-like. The record is from RefSeq and is a predicted model, not a curated record. The coding region runs from base 348 to 2060 and encodes 570 amino acids. Lineage: Eukaryota; Metazoa; Chordata; Cladistia; Polypteriformes; Polypteridae. The transcript is spliced from 2 exons.
UGCGUUCACGCAACUGAUUGAGCCUCAUUAAGGCUAAUUCAAUCAAGAAUUAUAAAGCCAAGUCUCAGCUUUCAUAAAUUUGUAUCGUGGAAUGCCCUUCAAUCCCCUGGUGUACAUCUACUUAGACCUCAGAGGAUCAUCUCCUGCUAGUGCCGUAAUAUGUCGUCUGGUCAUAAACUGUUUGUGCUCCAGUGUGUUUUCUGUAAACUAGAUGAUUUGCAUCUUCAUCAAAGAGGGAACAAAAUGUAAAACACAAAUGUGUUCUUUUUCGCUACUCCUGUUGAUUUCACCGUACUCUGUUCUUUCUAGACAGAAAACGAGGAAGCUGCUGUAUCUGGUAAUGACAGAUGUACAAAAUGGAAGAGAUGUCCCAGGCUGUCCAGGAGCCCUUAGAGAAGAAAUAUAAAUGUGAAGACGAGGUCCCAGAAAAAAGGAACACAAAUGAAGAAUGGGAGAAUACAACACUACCCAAGAGCCUGGUUUGCAAAGAUACCACAGAGAUAAGUAGAGUAGUCGUUAAGGAAGAGGACUGUGAGUGGGAAUCUGUUGGCAUCAAGGAAGAGACUGAGCAGAAAUCUGUCAGCACUCACACACAAAAACUCGAAUGUAUGAAUGUUGUCAAAGAAGAAGACCUUAAAACAGAGUAUCUUCCUCAAUAUAUGUAUUCCGAUGAAGAGGCCACAGGCUUAGGCUUCACGCCGAGUGGACCCUGCUCCCUCCAGGAUCAUUCUGUCCAAGUGAAGGCCAAGUCACUGAAGUCUAGCAUGAUGGGAACUGAGGAGGCAUCAUGUUCAAGUUUUCCUGAAGAAUAUACUCAGAAGAGGAGCAGCACCUCCCUCUCUUCAUUUUCCAAGUUCUUUGUUCAUCGCAUUCACAUACUGUGUGAUGAAAAAGUGAAGCAACCAAUGUCUGGAUCAGGGAGUUUGUUACCAAGCACUUUGCAGAUAAAUGGCAAAUAUAAUUAUAAAGAUCAUCCAGAAAUUCAUAAAAGACAAAAGCAAUACUGCUGCACUAAAUGUGGGGAACGAUUCUCUGCAAAGAGCAGCCUUCAGAGCCAUGCCGUCAUUCACACUGAGGAGAGGCCUUAUGGCUGUUCUGAAUGUGGUAAACGCUUCACUAAGAAACGCUAUCUUCACCACCAUGGUAGAAUUCACACUGGAGAGAAGCCUUAUAGCUGUUCUGAAUGUGGAAACCGAUUCACUGAUAGGAGCACUCUUGAGCAACACACAAGGAUUCACACUGGCGAGAAGCCAUAUUGUUGUUCUGAAUGUGGGAAGCGAUUCUCAAAUGGCAGCAGUUUUAAGCGACACAGAAGAAUUCACACUGGUGUGAAGCCUCAUUGCUGUUCUGAAUGUGGGAAAAGAUUCUCACUAAAAGCACAUCUUCAGAGACAUACAAAAAUUCAUACUGGAGAGAAGCCGUAUUGCUGUUCUGAAUGUGGCAAACAAUUUACUGACAAACGGGGACUUCAGAGCCACACAAGAGUUCACACCGGAGAGAAGCCAUAUUGCUGUUCUGAGUGUGGCAAGAGGUUUUCACAAAAGAGCAGUCUUCAGAUACACAAAAGAAUUCAUACUGGAGAGAAGCCAUACUGCUGCUCUGAAUGUGGCAAGCAGUUUUCACAACUGACUACCCUUCAGAUACACAAGAGAACUCACACUGGAGAGAAACCAUAUUGCUGUCCUGAUUGCGGCAAGCAUUUUUCUGACAAUAGCAGUUUUCAGAGACACCGAAGAAUUCACACUGAACAGCGCACAAAACAAGCCCUAACGGAGAGCUUAACCCAGGAUAAACCUUAUGGCUGUCUUGAAUGUGGCAAGCGAUUCUCCAUCAGGAGCAGUCUUCAGGCCCACACAAAAAUUCACACUGGCGAAAAGCUAUAUUGUUGUUCUGAAUGUGGCAAACAAUUUACUGAUAAGCGCUAUCUUCCAAAACACACAAGAAUUCACACUGGAGAGAAACCUUAUGGCUGUUCUGAAUGUGGCAAACGAUUCUCUGACAAUAGCAGUUUUCAUAAACACAAAAGACUUCACACUAGAGAGAAGAGCCAGAAGGAGUAAGUUGGAGGGAAAGCGUGAAUGGACAGUUGCCUUCUAACUAGUCAAGUCUUGGUGCAUAUUUUCACACGGUGAGCUUUGCUGUGUGAGGUCUCUACCAAAUCUCAUUACGGCAAAAUGACUUCAACACUGUGAGAAGGAUCCACAAAAGUCCUGAUGGCCAGGAUUAGUUGGCCAUCUCCUCUGCUGCACUAGGGAUGGCAAUGACGGCAACAAUCAGGCAGCGUUUUCAGGUCUAAAGAAGACCUCAGUAUGGUGUGUGGCUGGUUGGACAAGACCUUGGACCACGAUUACAUACCUUAAGCAAGAGGGCAAAAUACACUCCAAACGUCUAUCAUAAAUAAGGAGGAGGCCACUUUUAUGCAAUAAUUCAUGAGUUUCCAACUAAAGGAUAUUUAGAGAAACACAUCCGAUGAAAAUGAGAAUAUAUUGCAAUAACAUCUUAAGAAAAAAUAACAUGAGAAUAAGAAGAAGAUCUAAAAGUGGGGAGAAUAGAAAUGCCAAAACCCGGGAUAAGGAGAAGAGGAUGGACCUCGCAUGGUGUAGCAUUUGUGCCAACAUGAAAGCAUUAGUCAAGUUCAGCCCAAAGGAGGAAGCAAAUAUUUCAGAACUAAACAAGUAUGAAUAAACACACAUGGUUUGAUGGUUAGCCCUCAGACACGACAUGUCCUCAAAAGUAAUGGAUUACAAGGUAACACGUCUGAAGGCAUUCAAAUUAUGAAAGAGAUUAAUACAGCGUUAUUUUAAAAUAGUUUGGAGUACUGUGUACACUUUUGAACUCCAUAUUGCAAAAGAGUUGUAGCAGCAGAGGAGAGCAACUAGGCUGAUUCAGGACUGAGAAGUACAAGCUAUGAGGAGUUGAACAUGGAGGUGACCUGAUUGAAGUGUUUAAAAUUAUGAAGGGAAUUAGUCCAGUCGAUCCUGGCAGUUACAAAAGCAAGAACAUGGGGAAUUACCUGGAGACUUGAGAGUAAAUUUGGCACAAACACUAAAACGUUUCUUACAGGGAGAACAAAAGAUACAUAGGGUGGAGCACGAUGACAACAAAAUUUGACUUGAUUUUCAAAGAGUGAUACACGAAUAAUAAAGUGCUGCGAAAAGAAGAGAUGAAUGUAGACCAAGUUGAAUGUGACUGUGAAGACAUCGUUCCAAAACAAAUUACCCAAAUACUCCAAAAGAACUUUUCCUUGGAAGUCAACAAGGGGAGCACACACAAACAGAAAAACAAAUAAAUAGCAGGACAAUUGACAAAGUUUACUUUAACUCAAUCAACAGGAAACAAAAACAAGAGAAGAAAACAAAAUCAGAAAAUGCACCAGCAGUACAGGAAAUUAAAGAUGAGCUCCUGGAUCUCAUUGAGACGCCUAACAUGUACACCGAAAUCCACAGAAGAGAAAAUAUGCCAGGGGUAUCGUUACACAACACCCUUUGAAUUUUUAGAUCAAAAGUGAACAAGGCCAGAACUAAAACCUCAAUAUAUAAUGGAUGUGCUAUAACAGGAUUCAGUGCCACUCAGAGAAACUCGUCACUUCUAAAGUGAUAGCACAAAGGAACGACAAAAACUACACCGUGCCCUGGGGAAACAAAUUGAAGAGAAAAUAAGAUUCUGCACUGGAAGGUGUCAUUCAUUAACGUGCUUCUAGAAAAAGUACAAUAAAUGAAGUCCCAGUUCUGUACUGUAUAUUAAUAGUUGAGGAAACAUUUGCAAACAACAGCCUUGCCAAAUCAAAGAUGAAAUGCAAUAAAAUUAUAGAGAACGGCUCAUUCUGAGCCAAGCCAAGUAAUUGUCCUUGAUGAUUAUGCAAAACAUCUAAUGAGUAAUUCUACCACCAGACAAAAAUGAAACUGACAGAUUCUGGAUAAAUGUAACAUGAAAUCAGACAAGAAUAAAGAAGCAGAGUGAAUAUGCCAG